AAAAAAUGUGAGAUUUGGGAGUGGAAUAAAUACAAGGGCAUGGUUGUAAAUGACAGCUGCUCAUUUUAUUCUGCUACCUGAAAAGAUCCCAAUUCAUUCCCAUCCGACGUAUCAUUGUUCGAGCUUUGAAACGGUGCUGUUUCUCUUUUUCUCAGACAGAGAUUACACACAGAACCAAUCUGCAGAGGAGCCUGAGUUGAAGACGUGUGUGGGAGGGAAAAUGUCAGGCACCGAGGAAGUAAAGGAGCAAACAGAAGUUGUAAUGGAGAAUGCUGACAAGCCCACACCAUCAACACAACAGGAAGUUGAGGAAGUUAUAAAGAAAAAAUAUGGUGGGAUAGUGCCUAAGAAACCACCAUUGAUUUCUAAGGAUCAUGAACGUGCUUACUUUGACUCUGCUGAUUGGGCCUUGGGAAAGCAAGGUGCAGCAAAGCCUAAAGGACCACUGGAGGCCCUCCGGCCAAAGCUACAGCCAACUCAGCAGCAAACACGUUACCGCAAAUCUCAUUAUGCCCCAUCAGAAGGUGAAGAUGGAAAUGGAACCCAACCCGAAGAUAUGACUGCCAGUGAAUGAGAAGAAUAUGUUAAUCCUUUGAUCUUGGGAAGUAAUUUUAUGCUGAAAACAAAAGUGUGCAAGAAAAAAAUGUUUUAGGACCAUAAGGAAGAACUCACCUAUAUGUUUUUACUUGUGCUGUAUGUCCCCAGAUUUUUGGAAGUCUUUCCUGGCUUUAUUCCUGUUGUAAACUAUUUUACUACUGUUUGUCAACUCUGAGUUCAGAAGUUGUUGAGGUUUACAAGCGUAAAUUUGAGAUGUCAAACUAUUUUCAUCGACCAUUUUGUGUGAUGGGUGUUUAUUUUGUUCAAGUUCAAAUUUUUUCAAUGUUAAAUUUGCUUCAACUAUUUAAUACCUUGUUUUCCGUUGGGCUGCUUACCUUUUUCGAUCUGCGUAUAUGUUAGUCAUGGAAAUUCAAGAAUAUCGUCCUAAUCUUUGUACAUGAAAAAUACUUGAUGUCCCCCAUUUUUGAACAAAAAUUCAGCUGUGUUCAACAUCCUUUCGGUUUGCAUUUCCGAAAUGAAUAUCCUUUGGAUGGUGUGAUAACAAAGUAAAUUAUGUCGUGUUUGAAUCUACUUAUAAAACCACAAAACUGUUUGGAAUCUAAUCAUAAAAACUCAGGUGUGUUUGUUUAUAAAUAAA
Messenger RNA from Striga asiatica, 1195 nucleotides. The record is from the annotation of a GenBank genome assembly. Lineage: Eukaryota; Viridiplantae; Streptophyta; Magnoliopsida; Lamiales; Orobanchaceae.